ACAAGGUCAUUCCUGCUACAGUGUCUGAAGCACCAGGAGCACCAGGGCAGAGUGGGGCAUAAAAGACGCUACACUAGUAAUUGAAAAUAACACGCAGUUUGAAAGGGUAAAAAUGAAGGUCCCUGUACUGGAGGAUGUAAAAGAUGAAACUGAAGAGGAAAAAAUAGGGGAAGAAGAAAAUGAAGACAAGGUGUUCUUGCAGCCUGUUAUUGAAGACCUAAGCAUGAAAUUGGCUAGAAAAUGCACCAAACUAAUUAGUGAUAUCCAUUAUAAAGAAGAGCAUAAGAAGUCGAAGGACAAGUGUACAUUUGUGCCUGACACACCUUUGCUAAAUCAUGUAAAACAUAUCAGUGCUUUUAUUUCUGAGGCAAAAUAUAAAGGCACCACUAAGGCGGACCUUUCAAACUCUCUUUAUAAACAGAUGCCAGCCACAAUCGACAGCGUCUUUGCGAGAGAAGUCACACAGCUGCAGAGUGAGGUUGCCUACAAGCAGAAACAUGAUGCUGCCAAGGGAAUUUCAGAUUAUGCCCACAUGAAGGAGCCACCUGAGAUCAGACAUGCCAUGGAGGUCAACAAACACCAGAGUAAUGUUUCUUAUAGGAAGGAUGUACAGGACACACACACGUACAAUGCGGAACUUGACAGACCAGACAUCAAGCUGGUAACUCAGCUCUCCAGGAUCGUAAGCAAUGCCGAGUAUAAGAAAGGACAAGGGAUAAUGGAUAAAGAGCCUGCUGUAAUUGGAAGACCAGAUUUUCAACAUGCUGUGGAAGCUUCUAAACUUUCUAGUCAAAUUAAAUACAAACAAAAAUUUGAUAAUGAAAUGAAGGAGAAGACGCAUCACUACAACCCUCUUGAAAGUGCCUCUUUUAGACAAAGUUGGUUCGCCACUACCCUCGCAAGUGAUGUGAAGUACAAGAAAGACAUCCAAAAUAUACAUGAUCCGGUUUCAGAUCUCCCAAAUUUGUUGUUUUUAGACCAUGCCCUGAAAGCCAGCAAAAUGCUGAGUGGACGCGAAUAUAAAAAGCUUUUUGAGGAAAACAAAGGCACGUAUCAUUUCGACGCAGACGCCGCAGAGCACCUGCACCACAGAGGCACUGCCACCCUCCAGAGCCAGGUUAAAUACAAAGAAGAGUAUGAGAAAAACAAGGGAAAGUCAAUGCUUGAAUUUGUCGAGACACCGUCUUACCAGGCUUCAAAGGAGGCUCAGAAGAUGCAAAGUGAGAAAGUUUACAGAGAAGAUUUUGAGAAGGAGAUUAAAGGAAGGUCUUCGCUGGAUUUAGACAAGACUCCAGAAUUCUUACAUGCAAAGUACAUCACCAACCUUCUGAGGGAGAAGGAAUAUAAAAAAGAUUUGGAAAAUGAGAUAAAAGGGAAAGGAAUGGACCUGAGUUCAGAAGUUCUUGACAUUCAGAGAGCAAAACGAGCAUCUGAAAUAGCCAGUGAGAAAGAAUACAAGAAAGACCUGGAGUCAAAAAUUAAAGGGAAAGGAAUGCAGAUUGGCACUGACACCCUGGAAAUCCAGCGUGCCAAGAGAGCUGUUGAAAUCGCAAGCGAGAAAGAAUAUAAAAGAGAUCUGGAGACUGAAAUCAAAGGGAGAGGAAUGCAGGUCAGUGCUGACACUCUUGACGUCCAGAGGGCGAAGAGAGCAUCUGAGAUGGUCAGUGAGAAACAUUAUAAGAAGGACUUAGAAAAUGAAAUUAAGGGGAAAGGCAUGCAGGUGAGCAUGGAUAUCCCAGAUAUACUGCGAGCCAAGAGGGCCUCUGAAAUCUAUAGCCAGGUGUUUUAUAAAAAAGAGAUAGGAGCUGGCACAGCAGUAACAGACACUCCAGAGAUUGAACGAGUGAAGAAAAACCAGCAAAAUAUUAGCUCAGUGAAAUACAAAGAAGAGAUUAAGCAGGCAACAGCAAUUUCUGAUCCUCCGGAACUGAAGAGAGUUAAAGAAAACCAGAAGAACAUCAGCAAUCUUCAGUAUAAAGAGCAAAGCUACAAAGCCACUCCGGUAAGCAUGACCCCGGAGAUGGAGAGGGUGAAGAAGAACCAGGAGCAGCUGAGCGCGGUGAAAUACAAAGAAGAGAUCAAACAGGCAACUGCAAUUUCUGACCCCCCAGAGCUGAAGAGAGUGAAGGAAAACCAGAAGAAUAUCAGCAAUGUUUAUUAUAAAGGUCAGUUGGGCAGAGCUACUGCAUUAAGUGUAACUCCCGAAAUGGAAAGAGUAAAGAAGAAUCAAGAAAACAUCAGCUCGGCAACUAUAAAAUACACCCAGGAGCAUAAAAAAAUGAAAGGUAGACCAAGUUUGAUUUUAGAUACUCCUGGUCUGAGACAUGUGAAAGAAGCUCAAAACCAUGUUUCCAUGGUGAAAUAUCAUGAAGACUUUGAGAAGACAAGAGGAAGAGGCUUCACUCCCGUGGUGGAUGACCCCGUGACGGAGCGGGUCAGGAAGAACACACAGGUGGUCAGCGACGCUGCCUACAAAGGUGUCCACCCCCACGUGGUGGAGAUGGACAGGAGACCCGGGAUCAUUGUGGACCUCAAAGUUUGGCGCACAGAUCCUGGCUCCAUCUUCGACCUUGAUCCCCUGGAGGACAAUAUCCAGUCUAGGAGUCUACACAUGCUGUCUGAAAAGGCAAGUCACUAUAGGAGACAGCGGUCUCGCCCUCAUUCCAGCAGUGCUUUUGGUGCAGGUCUGGGUGAUGACAAGUCAGAAAUCUCGGAGAUAUACCCGAGCUUUUCAUGCAGCAGUGAGGUCACAAGGCCAUCUGACGACGGAGCACCUGUUCUUCCUGGAGCUUACCAGCAAAGCCAUUCCCAGGGCUACGGGUUCAUGCACCAGGCCAGUGUGUCGUCCAUGAGGUCCAUGCAGCAUCCUCCAAAUCUAAGAACCUACCGGGCCAUGUAUGACUACAGUGCCCAGGAUGAAGAUGAGGUCUCCUUCCGAGACGGCGACUACAUCGUCAACGUGCAGCCAAUCGAUGACGGCUGGAUGUACGGCACUGUGCAGAGGACAGGCAGAACAGGGAUGCUCCCGGCCAAUUACAUUGAGUUUGUUAAUUAAGUCUUUCUCCUUGUCCUUUCUGCUUUACUCUCAUGUAUUCUAAAUCUUUUUAAAAGAUAGACAAUACUUUUAAGGAAAUUUGGCAGUUAUUUUACAAUCAUGUAUCCUUACUUUGACGAGUAGACGCGCAGGUACCAGGAAGAAUGACUUCUGGGAUGAAAGCAGCAGCGUUUUCACUAAUUCUUGUACACAAAAUUGUUAAUGUCUGGAGACCUGGUGCUGCUAACUGUGUUCGUGAUUUUUUUUUUUUUUUGAUUGGCUACUGAACCCUUCUGGGAAAAUGUAUUUUUGUAGACUUUAAUAGAGGUGUUGAUUGUCCCUUCAAUGUAAUGAAUAAUAUACAAUUUCUUAGCUGUCACUUUGGAAUCACCACCAAGAAGCCAAUUCACUUAACUCAGUAAUGCAGCCAAUAACUUAAACACUGAUGAGCUUUUGAGUCGUUAGGCGAUUUCUAGCUCAAGCAAAAGUUGCCUAAGACAAUCAAUGGAAGCGUUGGGGAAAAGACAGUUUGGUUAUAAUUAUGUGGACUAGUGGCCUUAGGGACCUAGAGAUGUCCACGUUUUCUAGACUGAGAUCUGUUUGUUCUCAU
This is a messenger RNA of Ochotona princeps (American pika), 3644 nucleotides long. RefSeq names its product nebulette (gene NEBL). Gene Ontology annotation, biological process: cardiac muscle thin filament assembly. NCBI's taxonomy places the organism in Eukaryota, Metazoa, Chordata, Mammalia, Lagomorpha, Ochotonidae. The transcript has 28 exons. Gene Ontology annotation, molecular function: actin filament binding. Gene Ontology annotation, cellular component: Z disc; focal adhesion. The coding region runs from base 113 to 3055 and encodes 980 amino acids. The record is from RefSeq and is a predicted model, not a curated record.